AUGAAGGUAAAUCCGCCCAAUACACCCGGUCUGAAAUAUGGAGCUGAUGGAAUAUCAAAGGUCAACCUGACGGAAUUCCCGAAAGUAGACCAUCCAAAUCUAGGAAGAUCCGUUGGUAUUCCUGGUGGAGAUUCCUCUCCGCUCCAACAGGGCAACCUCGUUGACAGCAUCUCGGGGCCGGCAGAGAAUGAGGCCGGCCGGGUCAGCGGGCAUGUGCAGGAUCUAUCCGACCGGCUGCAUUCACUCCUACCAGAAUAUUAUGUGAUUGGUCUGUGGAGUUAUUGCGAAGGGAAGCGAGAUACACAAACGUCCUCGAACUGCUCAGGGCCCAGUGCUUCCUUUUCCUUCGACUUAGCCGACCUUCUUUCCAACCGGCUGGCCCAGGCAAAUGUUUUGAAGGGAUAUCGCCAAGUAUCACAUUGGUCUGUGGUGGCAUACGUGAUGGCGUUCAUUACCACGUUUGUUGCUAUUGUUGCCGGCCUGGUUCGGUUCCCAUUGGCAAAACUAGUUGCCAUCAUAUCAUCAGCGGUAAGCCAAUAGGCGAAAUAGUAAAGCAGCGCUGACGGCUCAUAGGUAUCAUCUCUCUUGAUCAUUGGUGCGUCUGUGACGGUGACGGUGGUGUAUCAGCUGCUCACGCGCGGCAUAAACAGUACGUUGGGGCAAACGGGGAUCUCUUCUAGUCUUGGACCACGGAUGAUGGCCACAACAUGGCUCGCCGUGGCGUUUUCGGUUGGCUCGAGUUUGUUUUGGAUCGUGGAAAGAUGCUGUUGCUGCUGCCUCUGAAGGCUUUGAGUUCUGGAAAUCCAGGGCGACAUGUAUGC
This is a messenger RNA of Aspergillus melleus, 821 nucleotides long. Its product is annotated as SUR7/PalI family protein. Gene Ontology annotation, cellular component: plasma membrane. The coding region runs from base 1 to 540 and encodes 179 amino acids. The transcript has 2 exons. Lineage: Eukaryota; Fungi; Ascomycota; Eurotiomycetes; Eurotiales; Aspergillaceae. The record is from RefSeq and is a predicted model, not a curated record.